GCGGGGGCGCUGCCGGCGGAGCUGCGGCGGCGGCUCAGGUUGGUUCCGAGUGGGCGAGGGCGGCCCGGCGGAGGAAAAGCAGCUUAUCCCCCCGCCCCGCUUCCCUCCGCCACCACCGCCGGGUUGCCAUGGAGACGGGCGGGCGGCGGCGGCGGGGCUGUCAGUGAGGGAUCGCACCGGGCACCGGCGGCGGCGGAGGGGAGGCCGCGGCGGCGGCGGCAGCAGCGGCGGCGGCAGCGGCAGACAUGGACUCGCACUGCGACUGUGCCGAGCCUCCGGCCGCCGAGCAGCCGUCGGGGAGGAUUAACAAAACCGCCUUCAAACUGUUCAAGAGGAGGAAAUCCGGGGGCACCAUGCCGAGCAUCUUCGGGGUGAGGAGCAAAGGCGGGGAGGGGAAGGGCGCCGGCAAAGCGGGGAUGGUGCGGAGCCGGACCCACGACGGCUUGGCCGACGCCGUGCUGGAGAGCGGCAAGAAGGAGGAACCGGGCGGCGGCGGCGGCGGCGACCCGCAGAGCAAGGAGCCGCAGGGCCCGGCGGGCGGCGGGCUCGGCCUCUCCCCCGGCAGCGCGGUGGCCAAGUCGCACAGCUUCUUCUCCCUGCUGAGGAAGAACGGCAGGCCGGAGAACGGCAAGGCGGAGGGCGCGGAGCAGCGGGCCGGCGGCAGACAAAAGAAGGGGCUGAAAGGCAUCUUCAGCAGCAUGCGGUGGCACAAAAAGGACAAAAACGGCAAGGAGGAGAGGGGGGAAACCUCGGAGAUCCCGUCCGGUCUUAUUAUGCCGGGGUCUUUGACUGCCAGCCUGGAGUGCAUCAAAGAGGAGACGCCAAAACCUUUGUCUGAAACUCCGAGCGGCGCGGCAGACGUGGGGCUGGAAGCGCCGCGGGAGAAGCGAGGCGGCGAGGCCCACGCCUCGGCCGAGGAGCCCGAAGCGGGAGGUGGGGAGUCGCGGGACAGCGGUGUCCCCCCCGGGGAGGACCCUGCUGCGGCUGGAAGGCAACCUGAGGAGCUCAGCCGCGAGCAACCGGACCCGGGCGCCAGAGAGGUUGGGACUGCCAAGGAUGCGGCCAUAACAGGCUGUGGAGAUAUUAUUGCGGACCAUGAGGAGGAUGUGGGCGGCGGGAGUGGCGGCUGCGGGAAGAUCACCCCCGGGGCCAGCAAGCUGGGUGCCUCCAAGAAGCACCCCACCAUGGUGGCCUACCAGGGAGGAGGGGAGGAGAUGGCCAGCCCGGACCAGGUGGAUGACACCUGCCUGCAGGAGUUCUGGGAUAUGCUGUCGCAGACAGAGGAGACCCCGACAGCAGGAGGAGGAGGAGGUGGAGGAGGGACAAAGAAGCCCGAGGGGUUGAAGGAGAACCAGGGUACUGAGGGGGCCCAGAACAGGGUGGCAGUGAAACGUGGUGGCCUCCACCAGAUCCCCAUUCACCUCAACCACAAAGAGGAGCCGAAGGGCAGGGAGAAGGAGCAGCACGAAGGCGUCCCAAACAGCGAUGAGGGCUACUGGGAUUCUACCACCCCGGGUCCUGAGGAAGAUGGUUCCACAAGCAUCCAGAAGGAGACCAUUCCCAGGGACAGCUACAGUGGGGAUGCUCUCUACGACCUCUAUGCUGAGCCGGAUGAGACCCCGCCAGCGGCGCCUACGGAUGAAGCGGUCACUUGUGUGCCACGCUCCAAGCCUGUGUCUCCAAUAACAACCACGUGCUCACUGAAAACACCCUCAAGCACAUUGAAGGACUCCAAGAUACCCAUCAGCAUUAAACACCUUUCGUCACAUACUGCCAGCCACGCAGCAGACACCAGUAACAGCCAUCAUGUUGCACACCAUCACCUGGCCAAAAGUGAGAUGCAUAGAACAAAAAUCCCCGUCUCUAAAGUCCUGGUACGCCGGGUCAGUAACAGGGGCUUAGCAGGGACAACGGUGAAAGCUGCCACGUACCAGGACAGUGCCAAAAAGUAGUUGAAUAAGAGGUGGAGACAAAGAAGGACAGCAAGGUCAGUGUGUGAAAGUCUGCAUGGGAGACCACAAAUAAUGAAUUAGUUUUACAUCACCUGGAAAAGGCACCUGAAAGGCUGUACUCCAUGGGCCUGCACUUCUGAAUCCCUUCUUACUAGACUGUAUGGCUGAAUAUAAAAAGUCGACGUCUUUUCGAGCACCUUUUUUUACAUUUGUAUCGUUUUUCUGCAGCACUAAGCAUUGGGGAGGUUAAUUUUUACAUGCCUUUUUGGAAGCAGGACUUGGAUUAUGAACCUAAACGAGCACCCUUCCUCAUGCAAAGCAGUGCCAUCAGUUCUUCAAGGGAACAGAGUUAAAGGAGCGACAGGAGAGGUUCUCCAAUACGCUUAUCUUUUAAUCAUUUCUGGGGGAGGAGUGGAGGGUGGGCGCCUGGCUCCGAUAAUGGUGUUUCCUCUACAAGAUGUUGGAAAAAAUGCCAAGCAAAAAACAACCAACCUAACAGGUAUUUUACCUGCUGUAGGAAGGAGAGCACUGCUCAGCGGCAGACUUGAUUGACUUGCGUGCAGUAGCUAACUAAGGAGUUAGGUGGACUUGUCUAACAGGAAAACAUAUUUUUGUUUGUCUGUCUGUCUGGUUGGUUUUGAUCCGGUCUAAUGUAAGUGGGUAACAGAGACACCUGACCUAGGUUCAGAUGUUUACAUCAAUACUUGUCCGAUAAUGCAUACAAUCAGGUUCAGGGAAAUGUUUUACUAAAUGCCAAUAUAUACACACUGUUCACAUUUAUACAAUAACUUGCUCGCCAUGUGUAAAUAUAUACAUAUUUUAGCAGAUUUACUCAAUGCUACAGAUUUUUUAUAAAAAGAAAAAAAACACCCGUCUGUAUUAUCUAGAGUUUAAGCAAGAGUUAGUUUUUAUAGGUAGAUAAUUUUACAGUUCUAAAAUAAUGGAACUUUGUGUAAGUACCUUAAAUUAGAGCAACACUCUGUUUUGUAUAGGCUCACGCAUCCCCAGAUAAGUAAGUCUGAAGUGCUGAUUUUAUUCCAGUGGCACAUUCCAUGGGUCAGAGCUGAGGUUCUGACAGCACUGCCGCUGCAAACCUCUAUUUUCAGGGGUUUAGACAAAGUUGCUCUGGGCUUAAACCUUACAGAGAAGGAACCCAGGAAAGAAAGGUGUUUUUUAAUUAUUAUUUUUUAAAAUAUAUAAAAUUAGUUUUUGACUAUUUAAAGAAAGCUUGGGUUCUUGUUGCUUUUUAUUUUCAUUCUUAAUAAUGUGAGAAUAAUUUUACUUUAAGAGAGAAAAAGAAAUACAGUAAGCUAGUACAUAAAAUGGUCUGAUGAGCUUGGGUCUUAUGAGAAAUGUAUUAAUAGCCAGGACAUUUUUGAACAGUGGCUACUGUACAUGGGCAUUGACAACAUUUCAAAGAAAUUUAAUAUGGUUUUAAUGUGCCUGAGGACAUAUUUUUAUGAUACACUGAAAAAGCUCCAAAAAUCACUGAAGUCUAAAGGUAAAUGUUAUCUAUUUACAAAAUAUUUUGAUAUAAGUAUUUAAUCAUCAGACCACAGUUAAUAUAAAAUAUAUGCUCCAGUGUAUCUGAAAAAUAAUAUACAUUUUAAAAAUAUACAUGUCUAUAUUAUGUAGAGAAUCCUAAAUUCACGUCAUUGAAGGUAAUGGGUGUGAUCUUACAUAGCAGUUGGUUUUAUUGUCUCUUAAAUUGAAAGAAAGAAAGGAAAAUAAAUAUACAGAAUAUACAUUUGAAGGAUAUUAAGGUUAUAGAGAAACGAUAAAAAAGCCAGGAAAUAACUGUAAUAAGAAUUGUAUAUAUGUAUAUGUGUGGUUCACUGGGGAAAUGACCUUAUAGUCACAAGGGUAAAAUUGGCAUCUAGUUCUGAAAUUACAGCAGGAUUUAAUACCGAACUGCACUGCCCCAGUGAACAGGGAGAAAGCGUGAGCUUUCCCGACCAGUCCCUGUUUUCGUGGUUUGAGGAAGAAACCUUAAUACACUUCAAAGAAGAUUAUUUUAUAUGUUUUCUCUCUAACGCGUACGUGUGUGGUUCUCUACAUGCCUGCUCACGCAGAGGUGCUGUACAUAUGCAUGGUGUAGUCAGAACGCGCCUCCUCCUGGGGUCCCUGCCCCCGGGCGAUGGUGCGCACCCCCUGCACGCUCGCAGUGGUGCACUGGUGGCCACGCGUGCACGCUCCCACGCACGGGCCAAGGGGACGUGCUGCGGAGCCGCCGCCUGGCAUGCUGGCGGUGAUUUCCUUUGCCUCGGAAAGGGAUUUGCAUUUGGCCCGACUCUGCUUGUGCGUUUUAGAAAGUUCAAGCUGAAAUACCCAGGAAAGGAUGAAUGUACAGAGCAUGGAAUAUUAUCCUGGUCCUCAGCCCUAAACCCAACAUUCCUUUUUUCUGUUCUUCCGUUUUCUUUUGACUGUAAGGGACACAUCUUUCCUUGCAUGCCAACUCUGCAGAAAAUUCAUAAUUCCCCCUUUUGUUGUAAGGAGAAAUUGUGCAGAGAGAUUCUGUAGGGCACUGGAAGUUGAGAGGGAGGGAGGACGUGGUGAGCUCGGGAUAGUACCAUAAAAACUGGAAGCACUGAGUACAGGUAGUGGGAGUGGUGCAUCUCUAAAACCACUAGAAGAGAGCAGCUGCCAUCUCUUACAGGACUUGUGUGUGGCAAAUUAUUCAUCCUGUGCAUUUUGUUUGCAUCGUGGCACGUCUGUAUUGAGAAACUGAUCGAGUGACACUAGACUAGCUCCCUCUCACCUAACGACUAACACGAAUCAUCAUUAAAAUGCUUUGGCUUCCCAUCAUUUUUCUCUCUCUCCUUUGUUUUCCGCCCCGUUUUUCCUUCCAUCCCCUGCAUGCUGGCUGGGGGCUCCCUCCUCGCUGGGACCCCCUGGUGCGGAGCGGGGAGCCCCGGGCUAGUGGCCGGGCUCCUUCUGAGGCCAGGUGCUCCCUGGCUGCUCUCUCGAGCUUUCUGUGGCAUACCCAGUGUACGUACAAUUUGCAAAUCUCGUGGCGGUUCGUUUGGCUGCUUGCUAUGUACAUAUUUUAAGGACAAUCAUAUCCUUAAAAGGAAAAUGGGAAAGUAGCUUGUAGUAGGGCGUCAGUAUUUUGAAUCCCUGCGACAUACUGACGUUGAUUCAGGGUAACGGUUGUGUGAGAGUAAAAAUACAAUUUAAUGCUCAAAUUAACUUUGUAUUUAUAAAACUCACUUUUGUCUUUAAGCCAUCUAUGUUUUUUAUUUCGAAAGGUAAUAGAAAAUUUAAUAUUUGCUAGGGCUCUCAAUUUUUGUAGAAAUAUAUUUGUAUAACCACACAAUGCCUAGAACAAUCAUUGGAAGGAGGUUCAAAGGCUUUCUUUAGACCUAUAUUUAAUUCCGGAAAGAUCCCUGUAAAAUACUGUGAGAGGCCUAAGAACAAACAGUUAAUGGCUUGCUGGAUUUAAAGGCUGAGACAUAAAGAGGUAAUAGUCCUGAGGCGUUCUGUGGUGGUUUGCAUUCUUAUUUAUGUUACCCAUAUAUUUUCCUUGGCUUUGGUAGGUAUCGAGGUAGAAAUGGUGUUCUGAGUCCCAAAGAUAACAUUCCCAAUGCUGUCGUCAUUUUGAUUUUCUUCAAGAAUACUUUUCUUUAUUUGUUUUAUUUGUUAUUUUGUGGUCUGAAUGAUGCUUUGUAAUUAUCAGCUUAUAUGUCAUUCAUAAAGGAUUUUAUAGGUCAGGACUUGGCAUUUAGUUAUAUAUGUACUUUUUGCACUUUCAGGUCACUACUGGUAAAUUUCGUAUGUUCUUAGGAUAUUUCUAUAUAUUGCGUAGUGUUUUAUAGCUAUCGACAGUGAUUUCAGUGGUAUACAUUCCUGUCCUAUAUAUCGGCACAAAAGAUUUCCUUUCGGUAGCAUGAAAUGAUGUUUUUGUGGACUUCUUUUGUCAUGAUAGCAGUUGCGUUUCCUGUACUAUAUGUGUGGCCUGCAACAGAUAUAAAGGGUCUUAUUUUCCCUGCAGUGCGUAUGCAUUUUGCUCUUGCCAGUGAUAGGACUCAAGCACACGUAGUAGAUUUCAGAAGAAAUUCCAUGACUAGAAUAAGAAAAAAUCUGUGUUCAGUCUUAUUCCAUCAAUCGCCAGCAUUUUCUUCAUCCACUGUGAGUAUCCUCACUGCCAUUCAGGGCAGUAGAGGACUGAAUUUUAAAAGUUACAUGCCUAGAUGUACACUACAAAAAUUAAUUCGCUGAUUAUUUUUUAAUGAAUCUUACUAAAUUAUUUAUCUAAGCUAAGCGAGUAUUGCACCAAAGUCUUCAAAACGUCUGAUACAGAUGGCAUUUUCGGUAAGAUGCUAUAAGUGCAGAUGAGCCAAAUUAACAGGCUUUGCUUAGCAAAGCAAAACCUUGUUGUUUCUUAAAUUUGUAGUACUGAGUGAGCUUGCAGAUCAGAGGGAGCCAUUGAUUCUGCUACAUGGCCGUGCUCGGUGGUUAUUUUUCCCCCCCUGUUCUAAUGGACUACUCUCAGAAAAGGCUUUUCAGCAAGAUAAUGGUAUGAAAGAGACAGUUCAGAGUAACAAUAGCCACUUACAAGGCAGAUGGUUAUCUAACAGCCACAAUGGGGGACUCUGAGCAAGGUGGCCUGAAAAUGUAUUUUCAUGGUUAUUGAUAUGAAAGGCUGAGGCUCCGGCCUUGGAAAAACAAAUUGACACAGACUCAAAGACGCUGCAGAAAUGAGUCUUGGCAGAGUUUACGGGUGACAGCUUCCGCAGGUUUUUAAUUUUAUUUUUUUUUACGUUAUUUUGGCUUUUCCUUUUUUGUUGUUGUUUUUGCUUUGUUUAUGUUUUCAUUGUGAUGACAUAACCCCACAUGUCCAGGCAGAAUUGCACAACUGGCUCUUCUGAGAUUCAAUGCUGAGAAUAAACUGUCAGUUGUCUUCAGUGGCCUGGGACUGGUCCCCGCUGAACUUCCCUCCCUUCCAUUGAGGAGUGAGAGGGAUGGGAUGAUGGGAUUCCCUUGUCGUUCGUCCAUGUGCUGUUUACUGUCAGCGGGACGUAUCUGAAUCUCUCUUGCUGUUUGUGUCCAGGGGACAGGUUUUUUUUAAUCUGACUCACGGGAAUUUUUUAGCUCGUCAUUAGCUCACAUGUUGUCUUCCCCAUGAGCAUUUCGGCUAGGAACGGUCAGCAUUGAUUUGGUGUUUCCUACGUCCAUUUCAUGUACAGAGAAAUGGAAGAAGUUGCCAUAUGCGAAGGAAUAAGAGCUAUAACCACUCAAGCCACAUCCUGGGGGCCUUUAUUCCUGCAAAAGCAGGUUACUAAAGCUCUUCCUGCCUUAGAGAGCUUUUCCAUCCAAAACAGUGAGUGCUAUUGCCUGGGACCACAUUUUUGUUUUCUCUCAGUCUCUCGUUCCCUCUCAGCCAUACUGCAGUAGCUUGGGAAACAGAUCUUUGACCUAGCCCUCCAGCACUGGAAAAGAGGAGCUGCUGCCAGUGUCUUCUUAAGGGGGCUUUGCUCCUACUUGGUCUGGAAAAAAUGAAUUCACCUUCAGAACAAGAUGCAAAGAUAUUUAAAACUGAGAUCUGUGCUGUGUGAUCUCAUACACGUGGGUGAAGAUAUGGAGUGAUAUUUUCUUGAGUGAUAUUUUGCAUAGAGGAGAAUAUAUCUCUCCGCUUUCCUGUUGUGGCCCGUCUAUCAAAUCUAGCAGGGAAGCAUGACACUCCUCUGGGAAAGCCCAGAACCUGUUUGUUAUGGAGACUGUACCCAAAUUUUCUUUAUCUUUGGUAAGAACGGCUUUUCUUUUUCCUAUCUGUAUAUAUUUAAAUAAAUAGAACCAAAGUCGCAGUGGAGAGAGGAAAAGGUUAUGUACUUCGCAGGGCAAGGAGUUUAAACUGCUAGGCUGAAAGGUUUCUUGUAGCAGUGGCUAAAAGAAGAUUGCUUUGCCUACUGUAACAUCACAUCCAAGCAAUGCUCUGAAAUAGAAGCUAAUCCAGCUGUGGCCACAAAGCUAGAAAACGCCAAGAAAAUGUGACAAUCUCUUUCCAAGGCCCUGGUUUGUUCCGUGGCAAAGCUUCCGCUGAUUCCAGUAAAAACUGGAGAAGGUCCUUAAUCUCUUAAUCUUGAAGGAAAUAGGAAGUGGUUCUUAAAUAAGUCUUCCCUUUUUUUAAAGAUGAACAUUAUUCAGGUGUUUGUGCAGUCUUUUAUAUUAUCGUAGUAGUAUUUUCACUGAUCUGAAUGCAAAACUUGUCUUUCCAUUGUUUUUCCAUCUUAACAAGCAGCCACUCCCGCACAUAACUCCAGCGCUCAGCAUGUUUAAAUUACAGCUAACACAAUCACUGCCUUCCUUAAUUUAACUUGUGAUGGCAAAACCAGGACCAGAUCCUUUCCAAAGUGCUAAAUCCCCUGCUUACCGUGUCAUUGUUCUUGUUUAUUGAUAUGGUAACUAAUGAUGCCUCCCUUUAAUUGUUUCACAGCUACAUCUUAAAUCUGUUUUUAGGGAGAACAGUGUGUAGGGACUGAACAGUAAGAACUUUAACAGAUUUUUUAUUAUUUUGGAUGAUGUUGCAUCAAAACAGUUGCUAUUUCAGUAUCAGGUUGUUUCCAUGGGCUUUUUAUGCAGAUGCCUUGGAAGCUUUGAACAUAAUGUGCUCGUAAAAGAAAAUUGGCUACAUCUGCUUUGAAUUAAGCCUGACCUUAAAAUGUAAAAGCUACACAUCUGGUGAUGUUUCUUGGUUAAUGGCAGCAAAGGGGAAAGUCUGCCCUAACUCACCUGCACCCCAUGGACUGGGGGUACAAGGCACUGUCAGUGGGAGAAUCUGCUGUCUGACCCUGCCGUGUGGUCCCAGCACAGGGUUCUGGGGUGUCACCAUGUGGAGGUGGCUGCCAGGUUAGACAGCCGCAGGAAAAGCCAGGGUGGUGGGGCUGGGCUGGGCUGGGCUGGGAGGGUUGAUAGGGUGGUUGGGAGAUGGGAUGAAAACAAAGGCUGGACCUCUGGUCCUUGUGGAAAAAGAGUGUUAAACUUAUGUCUAUAAAAUCCAGCUCCUUUUUUUCUUGCAUUGAUGCUCCAAAGGCUGUGUUACACUGAGUUAGGAGCCAAACUGUGUGAGUCUGGGUGUGCUGAAGCCAGUGCUCCUGGUGGUGGACUACAUUGUGACUGCUCUCAUCAACACUUGCCCAGGAAAAUUGUGGAUGCCCCAUCCCUGGAAGUGUUCAAGGCCAGGCUGGAUGGGGCUUUGAGCAGCCUGGUCUAGUGGGAGGUGUCCCUGACCAUGGCAGGGGGUUGGAACUCGAUGAUCUUUAAGGUCCCUUCCAACCAAAACCAUUCUAUGGUAACACUUGAGGAGUGCUCAGUGCCUUCCGUUUCUGAAGGCAGUUUUUAGCACAGAGACUUCCGCAAAUCCUCUGUAGCCCAGCACUGACCCGUGGCAUCUCACUGCUCUUCCAUCCUCAUUUUGCCAGGGGGAUGCAAAGACCCAAGCCCUUGGCAGGGUGGUGAGCACUGGCUGCACCCUUGCACCCCAAGGGCAAGCGGGGAGGGAAUGUAAGACACACCAAGUCCUAGGUAGAGUGCAAGUAACUUUCUUUCUGCAGCACGUGGCUUGAUACAAGCAAUAUUAUCCUGCUUUUCAAAAGAGGGAGCAAGGCUAAAGCUGUCACCUUUGUGUAAAAUUGAAGUAAAUCCUCUGCCAUGGGACAGACUGCAACAGCUGGACAAUCUCUCAGUCCACCAGUAUUCCCUCUGAAAUCAGUGGAUCUGUUAGUGGUGUCGGUUGUUAUUGAGUGAAGAUCCCAUAAUUUGGCCCCAUCUGAGUUUUCCUUGCUGCGUUUGUCAGCAGAGUGUCUCCGAAAAGCUCUGGUGUUGAGGCUUGUGGCCCUGUUGAAAUGGGGGUUGAGGUAUGAAUGUGGAUGGUGGAAAAUGCACAUUCAAUAAGUCCAGAAAACACAGCAUGGCUUCAGUCUUUUAUCACAGCCCAGUUCUGCUUAAAUAUCAUGGUGUGCCUGAGGAAAAUGUAUCAGGGACUGCUCCACGCUGCAUCUGACAAACUGAUGCUCUCGGGGCUUCCGAUGUGCUGAAGGGACAGAUGUGUCCUGUUAGAAGUCACUUAACCUGUUCCUGUAAGACGUGUUAUAGCUGACAGAUCACUGUUAAUUACAAUUUUCCCUCGUAUUUUUUGUGUCAGCCACCUCCAGUAAGGUAGCAUAUGACCUAUUGAAGAUAACGAGCGGGUAAACCAAAACUCCUCGCUCGUCUUAUCUAAACCGUUUGCUAAUAAUCUGACGAGUCUGUGUGCACCGACUUUUUCUUAGUGAAAGCUCACAACACUCUGGGGGGUGUUUUUAUAACAGACUGUUAGACACACUCUGCCCCUUUCCACCUCUACAAACUUCGAUGAGUAUGUGUCUCCUCAAAUCACUGUAUUCUUAACGUAUUUACAACCUAACUGAUAGCAAUAGAUGUCUUUCUUCCCUGGCAGUUCACAAGGAUAUACUAAUCAGUGUUUAUUAUAUUUUUAAUUCUGUAAAUAUUUAUUUUGGUACUCUGUGUAUUUAUUGGCACUGAUUCUGGUGUUUGCUUCUGUGUCAUUGUAAAUGUUGAUGGUUUCAAUAGUCUUGCUUCUAAUGAAUGUAAGGAACUCAGACUAACUGCACUUUUCUUCCAUUCAAAAAUCUUACAGUGAAAAAUAUUCCCACUGUCAUAUUAUGUGUUAUAAUGAAUACAGUUAAUAAAAUCAGUUGUCACUUUUCAUUGA
Chroicocephalus ridibundus (black-headed gull) is the source of this 10662-nucleotide messenger RNA. RefSeq names its product APC membrane recruitment protein 2 (gene AMER2). Gene Ontology annotation, molecular function: beta-catenin binding; phosphatidylinositol-4,5-bisphosphate binding. Lineage: Eukaryota; Metazoa; Chordata; Aves; Charadriiformes; Laridae. Gene Ontology annotation, cellular component: plasma membrane. The coding region runs from base 246 to 1952 and encodes 568 amino acids. The record is from RefSeq and is a predicted model, not a curated record. Gene Ontology annotation, biological process: regulation of canonical Wnt signaling pathway. The transcript is spliced from 2 exons.